Caenorhabditis sp. 36 PRJEB53466 is the source of this 905-nucleotide messenger RNA. NCBI's taxonomy places the organism in Eukaryota, Metazoa, Nematoda, Chromadorea, Rhabditida, Rhabditidae. The record is from the annotation of a GenBank genome assembly.
AUGUCGCAAGAGAAGCCGAUCGUAGAGACAAUCUCCAAUGCCGGCGAUCAGGUGACUAAUGCAUUGGGACAGUUCUGGCAGCUGGUCACUUCCAAGCAAACGGCAAAGUCUGGUGUUGACUCAAAGCCGGUUAAAAUCGAUCAGGUAAGGAUUCUGAAGUCUCACUCGGCAGUCUUGGUUAGAAUUUGCGCAAACUUUACGCAAUUUCUAAUAAAAACCUUAAGGUUUACGCUAAAAUUGUAAGGUCCUUAAAGUUUGCGUAAAAACUGCUUAAGGUUCUUAAAGAAAUUCUGAAAAACUUUAUGCAAUUUUAGCGCAAGCUUUAAGCAAUGAUUGCGAAAAGUUCAAGUAGAAAUUGCGUAAAAUUGACCUCAUCUGUCUAUUUGAUUCCAGCUUCCGCUCUACGCCGAAGACAAUGCUCCGCUGGCUCAGAAGUUUCUUCCGGAAGAGCCGCUUCCGCUGCAACGGGAGUUCGCCACUAUCCGCAUAGCCUGCGCACAAGAGUACGCUCGCGUCGCCGAGCGCUUCAAGGUGGUUGAUUGUGCCGUGACGCAGACGAAGAAGGCGGCGACGAGAUGCAACGAAUACCUGACCGAAGAGUGGACGGCCCUGCCGAAAGCCGCCGCGAUCACCGUCGGCGGAAUGGCCGGAUUCGUGUUGGGACUGAAGCGAGGACCCGUUGGACGUCUUUUCACCACCACGAUCGGUUUGGCCACGAUGGCCGCGUUCUGCUAUCCUGUUGAGGCGGUCGACGUUGCUAAGACGGGAAGAGCUCACGCUGAGCAGACGUGGUAUUCGUUCCAAGAAUGUAAUCAAUUGAAUCUUGAGGAUCCACGGUGGUAAUCUGUAAUCUUUCAGCGCCCACUCCGACCGUCACCAAGACCAAUUUGAGCCCUCCGAAAUGA